UGCGCGUCCAGAGCGCUGCGCUCCGCCGGACCGUCCACAUCCCCAACAGCACCCAGAAGAGAGGAGACCGUUAUAGGAUGGAGCCGACAUAAAGACAUGAGGAAUACUCUCCACAUCAUCCUUAUCUUCAUCAUCUGAAGCAUAAAGAACUUAAAAAACCGCAGGAGGAAGAGUUUAAAAGAGAGAGCGAGGACUCAGAAAGAGGAACUACAACCUCCGCCUUCAAAAGGACUCAGGAUGGGCUGCGUGGGCUCUAAGAAGGAGCCGCAGCCUGCGGUUAAAAGAUCGGGGAGCGACGACCUGCAGAGCCGCUCACAGACGGCACACUAUGUCAAAGACCCGACGGCCGGCAGCAAAGCUAGUAAAGUGCCGUCCAAUGCAAACUGUUCAGAUGGAGAAAGCAUUGCCAUGGCUCUGUACGACUAUGAGGCCAUCCAUGAAGGAGACCUCGGCUUCAGGAAGGGAGACAAACUGAAGAUCUUAGAGGAGUCGGGGGAGUGGUGGAGAGCAAAGUUGAUCAGUUCGGGUCAGGAGGGUUUCAUUCCCAGUAACUACGUAGCUAAAGACACCCUGGAGGCCGAGGAGUGGUUCUUUAAAGGUGUGAGCAGGAAAGAUGCAGAGCGGCAGCUGCUGGCUUCGGGGAACAAGACGGGAUCCUUCAUGAUCCGAGACAGUGAGACCACCAAGGGAAGCUACUCUCUGUCUGUGCGGGACAGUGACGGUCAGUCUGCUGACACCGUCAAACAUUACAAGAUCAGAACUCUGGACAAUGGAGGAUUCUACAUCUCUCCACGAAACACCUUCAGCACCCUGCAGGACCUGAUCAGCCAUUACAAGAAGCAGGGAGACGGUCUCUGUCAAUCACUGACCAGUCCGUGUCUGAGUCCUAAACCUGAGAAACCAUGGGAGAAAGAUGCGUGGGAGAUCCCCCGAUCCUCACUCAAACUGGAAAGAAAACUCGGAGCAGGACAGUUUGGAGAAGUCUGGAUGGCCACGUACAACAAACACACCAAGGUGGCGGUGAAGACGAUGAAGCCGGGAAGCAUGUCUGUGGAAGCUUUCAUGGGUGAAGCUAACCUGAUGAAGACUCUGCAGCACGACAAGCUGGUUCGCCUGAACGCCGUGGUCACCAAGGAGGAGCCCAUCUACAUCAUCACAGAGUAUAUGGAGAAAGGGAGUUUAUUAGACUUCAUAAAGAGUGAUGAAGGAAACCGCGUCCAGCUGCCGAAGCUCAUCGAUUUCUCUGCUCAGACCGCAGAGGGGAUGGCCUACAUCGAGCAGAGGAACUACAUCCACAGAGACCUGCGAGCUGCAAAUAUCCUCGUCAACAAAGCUCUGGUCUGCAAGAUCGCAGACUUUGGCCUGGCUCGAAUCAUCGAGGACAAUGAGUACACGGCCAGAGAAGGAGCUAAGUUUCCCAUAAAGUGGACGGCUCCAGAGGCCAUCAACUACGGCUCCUUCACCAUAAAGUCUGAUGUGUGGUCCUUCGGCAUCCUGCUCACUGAGAUCAUCAGCUACGGACGCACACCGUACCCAGGAAUGACAAACCCCGAGGUGAUCCGCUCUCUGGAGAAAGGUUACCGGAUGCAACGUCUGGACAGCUGUCCCACCGAACUCUAUGAAAUCAUGCUGGAGUGCUGGAAGAACAAACCUGAGGACCGCCCCACUUUCGACUACCUGCAGAGCGUCCUGGAGGAUUUCUACACAGCCACAGAGAGCCAGUACCAGCAACAGCCAUGACACCUCUAACAUCCAAAACACACACACACACACACACACACACACACACACACACACACACACACACACACACACACACACACACACACACACUCCAUCUGUCCUGCUCCUCUCUUUGAUCCACACACUCUUAAUAAACGUUAAUGAGGAGAGAAGCUUCUGUUUUAUUCUCUCUGACUUCUCUGAGCUCUGAUAUCAGAAAGUGGAACCACAAACGUGCAGAGAUUAUAAAAACAAGGUCACAUUACACAUCUCUUUAUUUUAUACAUGAAGCUUAAUGAUGCAGAACAGCAGUCUGCAGAAUCAUGCACGUUAGGAACGUGAUAUUAAUGUUUGAUAAAGUUUGAUAAUGUAAAGGAAAGAUAAACAUCUAUCUCUCUCUUCCCUGAUGUUUUAGUUCAAUCUCUCAUUAAGGCUUAAUAAACAGCAUGGAGGAGACCUGCUGCAACGUUCAUCGUUCAUGAAGAAUCCGGUUUGACUUCACUCAGUUAGGAAUAAAUAGAUAUAUGUGUCUCACCUGAGGGCAGUCACCUGGAUAAACUUCCUUAGAGAGAGGAUCAGGCAGUCACACACUGAUCUCAUUCUGCUCCGUUUGUAUACUCUGCUCUGUCUCUCCUGCAUCGUGCCUUCAGCUCUUACUCUUCCUCCCUCACGCUCUGUACAUAUAGACGUAAUAAAUACAGUUAUUUUAGAGACUUUAAUGUGAUGCACAGCGACUGAUAAUGCUUGUUGAUCCAUGAGACUGUAAUACGUUCAGAUUUCUCCUCUCUGUGUGAAAAUAAUUUAUUACUGCAGGUACAGAUGCGUUUCAGCUCACAGAGUGUCUGUACGCGAUCAUCUCUGAAUAAAGCUUUUAUAACUUUUUA
Messenger RNA from Notolabrus celidotus (New Zealand spotty), 2606 nucleotides. It is a transcript of the gene hck, whose product is annotated as HCK proto-oncogene, Src family tyrosine kinase. Lineage: Eukaryota; Metazoa; Chordata; Actinopteri; Labriformes; Labridae. Gene Ontology annotation, molecular function: non-membrane spanning protein tyrosine kinase activity; ATP binding; signaling receptor binding. The record is from RefSeq and is a predicted model, not a curated record. Bases 238 to 1740 code for a protein of 500 amino acids. Gene Ontology annotation, biological process: protein phosphorylation; cell differentiation; cell surface receptor protein tyrosine kinase signaling pathway. The transcript is spliced from 14 exons. Gene Ontology annotation, cellular component: extrinsic component of cytoplasmic side of plasma membrane.